Messenger RNA from Auxenochlorella protothecoides, 564 nucleotides. RefSeq names its product Elongator complex protein 3. The transcript has 4 exons. The coding region runs from base 1 to 564 and encodes 187 amino acids. Lineage: Eukaryota; Viridiplantae; Chlorophyta; Trebouxiophyceae; Chlorellales; Chlorellaceae. Gene Ontology annotation, molecular function: manganese ion binding. Gene Ontology annotation, cellular component: nucleus; cytoplasm; membrane. Gene Ontology annotation, biological process: photosynthesis; tRNA wobble base 5-methoxycarbonylmethyl-2-thiouridinylation. The record is from RefSeq and is a predicted model, not a curated record.
AUGGCAGUCACGGAGACAGAGAAGCGUCCUUCCAUGCGCAUGGCGAGAAAUAAGAAGGGCAAUGUGGUCCUCGACCCUGCAGAGGUCGUGGCGCACAUGAUGCCGGACCUCCCCAAUGUGGGCUGGGAGAGGGACCUGGAAUCCUUUAGAGAGUACUUUGAGAACCCUGCAUUCCGCUCUGAUGGUCUCAAGCUCUACCCCACCCUGGUCAUCCGGGGAACAGGGCUUUACGAGCUCUGGAAACAGGGCCUCUACCGCAACUACCAGCCAGAAAAGGUGCUUUUCAACAUCGGCCAGCCAGCCCUCAACCAGCUCAAGCAGAUCAAUGACUCCAAGUCUGGGAACACUCCGGGGCGCAAGCGCCGGUCCGUCGUUGGUGCCGCUGGCAUCGGGACGGCACUGGCCCUUGCCAUGGCUCAGUCUGCAGAUGCCGUGUCGGAGAUCGGACAGCUGGCGGACGGCCGGGGGAACCUUUUCCUGCUGCCUCUCUUCCCUGCCCUUGGAUGGGUGUUGUUCAACAUUGCCCAGCCGGCCAAGAACCAGCUGGAUAACAUGAGGCGGUAG